AAAAAAAAAAACAACAACAAAUCUAAAUAAAAAUAGUACAAAAAAAUUUGGGAGACGUCUAUAAACAUUGGUGCGCCCUUAUGCAGCCUAGUCAUUCGCUCUUCAGAGACGCGCGAAUGCGAAACAUAACGCAAAAAUAAGCCCAAAAAUAAAGCAUGUGAAAAUUUUCUGAUUUCAAAAACUUGCACAAUUCUUGCCAAUAGCACAAAUUAAAUUACAUUCUUAAUACAAUACAAAAAAAAAGAGUUCCUAAGAUAUAAAAACAAAUAAAUAUAGAAAAAGCACAAAGCAAAAAAGUUCCUAACCAAGCAGAGCCGCAGAAACACGCAACACCUGCAAACAUGACAGCACUUGGAUUACUUUUGCUAUCUAUGAUGGGUUACAGCCAGCACAUGCAGCCGGUUACGACGGAGGGAGGAGCUGGUCCGGGUGGCGGUGGCGGCAUCUCGCAGCUGUUGUCGCGCGCCGAUUGGGGUGCGCGCAUGCCCAAACAGGUGGAUUAUUUUAAUGGACCCGCACCUUUUGUGAUCAUUCAUCAUUCGUAUAUACCAGCCGUAUGCGAGAGCACGCCGGAUUGCAUGCGCAGCAUGCGCGAAAUGCAGGACUUCCAUCAGGUGGAUCGCGGCUGGAAUGACAUUGGCUAUAGCUUUGGCAUUGGCGGCGACGGGCUGAUCUAUACGGGACGUGGCUUCAAUGUGGUUGGCGCCCAUGCGCCCAAAUAUAAUGACAAGAGCGUGGGCAUUGUGCUCAUCGGCGAUUGGCGAACUGAACUUCCGCCCGCACGCAUGCUGCAUUCAGCACAGGAUUUGAUUGCAUUCGGCGUGGCCCAGGGCUAUAUUGAUCCGGCCUACAAGCUGCUCGGGCACAGACAGGUGCGCGAUACCGAAUGUCCAGGUGGCAGACUGUAUCAGGAGAUUUCCACCUGGCCGCAUUUCACGCAGCUCAACAGCACCGCAGAGGCGCAGCCCGCAGUUAAAAUGGCUUAAGCCAAACAAACAGAAGCUACUUUAAUUACACGAGAGUCUCUUAGCGAAAGAGCGACAUAGAGAGAGAGAGAGAGAAAGAAAGAGCGAGAGCGAGAGAGAGAAGGAGAGAGGCCUA
This is a messenger RNA of Drosophila novamexicana, 1101 nucleotides long. It is a transcript of the gene PGRP-LB, whose product is annotated as peptidoglycan-recognition protein LB. Gene Ontology annotation, molecular function: N-acetylmuramoyl-L-alanine amidase activity; zinc ion binding. The coding region runs from base 342 to 986 and encodes 214 amino acids. NCBI's taxonomy places the organism in Eukaryota, Metazoa, Arthropoda, Insecta, Diptera, Drosophilidae. The record is from RefSeq and is a predicted model, not a curated record. Gene Ontology annotation, biological process: peptidoglycan catabolic process. The transcript has 3 exons.